Messenger RNA from Anthostomella pinea, 873 nucleotides. Lineage: Eukaryota; Fungi; Ascomycota; Sordariomycetes; Xylariales; Xylariaceae. The record is from the annotation of a GenBank genome assembly.
AUGUCGCACGUCAUGGCGUUAGCCUCAGCUUCGAUAGAUUCCCUCCCAAACGAGGUCCUCAUCCAAGCGCUCAGCUCUUUCUCGACUCGCUCGCUGCUGCCGUAUGCUGGUGUUUGCCGACGUUUCCGUGGACUCGUUGGCCGUCUUCACUAUUACCGCCUUGUUGAGGCUACUGUGCUCCAGGACCAUGAGGUGAUUCUCGAGUCCUAUCAUCCAAGCAACAAGAUCUCGACCCCAUCUCUGUUAUGUGCCUUCCUUGGCACAGAUGGUCUGUCGGAAGCUGGCGAGGAUGCGAGCCUUGAACAACUAAACCGCCUCUACACGCGGUUUCGACCGUACGUCAGCGAUGAUUACAGACGGCCGCGUUCUCGAUGGCCUACCCUCGAGGUUCAUGAGGGUACACAGGAGCCACAGGUCGAGGUACCAUCUCACGAUGUCAACCUUGAAUCAGGCGAGCUCUUCUCACAGCUCUGCACCCUCACCAAUAUGGUCAAGGUAGGACCGCGGCGGGGCUUGUUUCUAAGUAUAGCCAACAUCAGCGACGGGGUGAUCCGCAUCUGGCGUGACUGGCUCCAGAACGAGGCUGCCAAGUCAACAGCAGUGCAGCAGCAGCAAGCGAGUCCGAGUUUGGAUGAUUCGUCCAUGUUGUGGACUGACUCAUCCAAGAACGUCGGGCUUAGGUUCCGCGUCGUCAACAAUGGCAAUGGCCAGGCCCCCAUACUCAUCGGCCCAAACGACGAGUUGCCUGUAUCUUAUACGUUGGAGUACCAAGAGUUGAUCAUCCGGACGAACCAGUUGGUUCUCAGUCUAGAGACCUCCAAGGCUCAUCAAGUCAAUCACGCAGGUAAAGCACUCGUCAUUGCUUCUAUGUGA